Messenger RNA from Drosophila subobscura, 835 nucleotides. RefSeq lists its product as uncharacterized. The record is from RefSeq and is a predicted model, not a curated record. Lineage: Eukaryota; Metazoa; Arthropoda; Insecta; Diptera; Drosophilidae. The transcript has 3 exons. Bases 225 to 509 code for a protein of 94 amino acids.
AGCGGUAUCGGCAGUCUGGUUUCAUACAUGGACUUCAAUAGUUCGGCGCGGGCACCGGCAAGAGCUUGCAAGAUCGACAGCGACGUUCGCUGUACCCCGGUGGCAGUGUUUUUGUCUAUUUUGUGUGACUAAUCCGCAAUCGGCAAUCGGUGCUUGGCCUCGCCGAUGAGCUUUCGAAUCAACCAAGGCGACUCUAAUCAAUAUCAGCAAGUGAAAGAGGAAUAAUGACUGGAUCAGUCCACGAUCCGAAAUGGAGCCUGGAGAGACGGGAGUCGUCGGGUCAUUUGGUUUGGCGCAAGGAGUCCCCAGAAUCUAAGGUUCGAUUUCGGUUUGAUGUCGAGGUCCUGGAGUUUGAAAAGCAUCCGCAUGAAGAGUUUGAGGAAAAGGAAGAUCACUUCUCAAUCUCAAACCUGUCGACGACAAUUGCCUUGUGUGCCACCUGUGUUGCCGUUGUGGCCGCAACAGUGUUUUUGCCCUGGUAUCUAAUGGAGAGAGUUGGCUCGACAUGACGGCUCUGUCGGUAAAGAGCUAUAACUACAUUUAUGUACAAUAUGUACACUCAUCCGAUCCGUGACGGUAUUAAAUAGACUUUUGUGUAUAUACAACGUAGAUUUUUAAUUAGUUUAAAAUGUAAAUAGUACGCACCGUACAGUGUAAAUAUGACAUUAUAUGCGAAAAGAGCGUUUUUGAUAAUGAUGUGACUUAUGUACAUCAAUUAUGAAAUGAGGUUUAAGUUCUCAUAUGUUUAUUUGAGUGCAGAUGAUGCCAGAUCACAUGCUGUUGCAGGAGAUCACAAGCAAUAAUGUAAUAAAUAAAAAAAACACUUACUUGCCUU